Messenger RNA from Sphaeramia orbicularis (orbiculate cardinalfish), 991 nucleotides. Its product is annotated as E3 ubiquitin/ISG15 ligase TRIM25-like. The record is from RefSeq and is a predicted model, not a curated record. Gene Ontology annotation, molecular function: zinc ion binding. Lineage: Eukaryota; Metazoa; Chordata; Actinopteri; Kurtiformes; Apogonidae.
GUGAAACUGAACCAGUCGUUGUGACACGUGGCAGAAAUGACGCAGAAAGGAGUUCAGCUGAAUCCGAAAACACUUUCCUGUUCAAUCUGCUUGGAUCUACUGAAGGAUCCAGUGACUAUUCCCUGUGGACACAGCUACUGCAUGAGCUGUAUUAAAAACCACUGGGAUGGAGAAGAUAUGAAGAGCAUCCACAGCUGCCCUCAGUGCAGACAGACCUUCACACCCAGGCCUGUCCUGGGCAAAAACAGCAUGUUGGCAGAUUUAGUGGAACAGCUGAAGAAGACUGGACUUGAACCUGGUGCUGCUGACCACUGCUACGCUGGAGCUGAAGAUGUGGUCUGUGAUGUGUGCACUGGGAGGAAACUGAAAGCUGUCAAGUCCUGUCUGGUGUGUUUGGUCUCCUACUGCCACAAACACCUUCAGCCUCAUCAUGAUGUACCUCAGUUAAAGAAACACAAGCUGGUGGAUCCGUCAGCAAAGCUCCAGGAGAACGUCUGCUCUCGUCAUGAUGAGGUGAUGAAGAUGUUCUGCCGCACUGAUCAUCAGUGUAUCUGUUAUCUGUGCUCUGUGGAUGAACAUAAAGGCCACGACACAGUCUCAGCUGCAGCAGAAAGGACUGAGAGGCAGACAGAGCUGGAGGUGAGUCGACAGAAAAUCCAGCAGAGAAUCAAAGACAAACAAAGUGAAGGUGCUUCAACAGGAGGUGGAGACCAUCAGACACUGUGCUGAUGAAGCAGUGGAGAAGAACCACAAGAUCCUGACUGAGCUGAUCCGACUGAUGGAAGAAAGAAGGCGUGAUGUGGAGCGGCAGAUCAGAUCCAAGGAGGAAACUGAAGUGAGUCGAGUCAAAGAGCUGGAGUUGAAGCUGGAGCAGGAGAUCACUGAGCUGAGGAGGAAAGAUGCUGAGAUGGACAAACUGUCACACACACACGACCACAUCCAGUUUUUACUCCAGUAUCCAUCAGUGUCCAAACUCAGUGAAGAUCCAGAC